Messenger RNA from Hydractinia symbiolongicarpus, 3315 nucleotides. RefSeq names its product monocarboxylate transporter 14-like. NCBI's taxonomy places the organism in Eukaryota, Metazoa, Cnidaria, Hydrozoa, Anthoathecata, Hydractiniidae. Gene Ontology annotation, molecular function: monocarboxylic acid transmembrane transporter activity. Gene Ontology annotation, biological process: transmembrane transport. The transcript is spliced from 4 exons. The coding region runs from base 171 to 2177 and encodes 668 amino acids. The record is from RefSeq and is a predicted model, not a curated record.
UCUUGCAAAAUCGCCUACUUUUUAUUAAUGUAAAUUUAUAAUUGUGGUUUUGAAUUUUCUGACUGCUCCAUUUACACAAGUUAUGCCACCGAAUGCCUCUCCAGAAAGUCGGGUGCCGACAAAGGCAUUUUGUAAUUUUGCCUAUGAAAUGUCGAUAGGGUGGAUAAUUUAUGGCAUUUUUAGUAGUUUGUUGUUGUUGUUGUUUUAAUUUGUUUGUUCAAUACUAUCUUGCUUAUUUAUUAACUUUUGUCAUUACAGAAAAAAAUAAUAAUAACAGAACACAUAUAAUAAUGAGCAAGAAGAAAACAACAAAGAAUGAAGAAAUUGAGACUACUGAAGACAUCGACCCUGAAAUCAAUGAGAAGUUUAAAACGCACCCAGAUGGAGGGUGGGGAUGGUGUAUUGUUAUUGCAGCAUUUUUGACACAGUUUGUUGUAGUGGGUCUGCAAAAUUCGUCUGGUGUAAUAUUUAACGAGCUCGUUGAGAAAUUUAACAGACCAAGGGGGGAAACAGGUUUCGUAAGUUCAAUAUCCUGUGGUAUGAUGUUUCUGCUCGGACCUGUCACAACUGGUUUAUGUCAAAAAUUUAGCUGCCGCAUAAUAUCCGUUCUUGGUGGCUUCCUAUGCAUGCUAGGAAUGUUUGCAUCAGCAUAUGCUAGCUCCUUGAGAAUAAUGUAUGUCACCUUUGGUUUUACAUGGGGACUUGGAACUUCAUUCUGUUAUUUCCCAACAUUAAUCAUUUUGGUUCCGUAUUUUGACAAAAGACUAGCACUAGUAAACGGUAUUGUUUCCUCGGGCAGCGGAAUUGGUACGCUAAUACUUAGUCCUUUUAUCCAAUGGUUCGCGCGCAGUUAUGGUGUUCAAAACAUGUUUUUCAUGCUUGCAGCUUUGCAUGGUAUCGUCUUUGUUGCUGGAUUUGUUUAUUUACCAAUCAGCGAUACGUAUAAGGAAAGACAAGGUAUUAAAAUUAAAAAACCUCCAUCAGACAAGGAAUCUAAGAAUGUAAGGCAAGACACUCAGGAGACGUUGGUUAGUUUAGACAGUGGAACUCAGUUAAAUAGACCACUGUUAUCUGUGGAUGAAUCCUUGGAGAGAGCAGAAGCAGAGAGAGAGGAAGAAAGGGGAUGUGUUAACUCGGCAACCUUCAAUGUUGUGCUGUCUUUAUAUCAUGAUAAAGCAUUCAUAGCUUGGUGUCUUGGUUUAUCAGUGUUCAUGUUGGGUUACUUUGUACCCUUUGUCCAUUUGGUACGUUAUGCUACUUUGAUCGGAAUACCUGAAGUGAAAGCUGCAUUUUUAAUUAGUACAUUAUCAAUCGUAGCUACCAUUUUUAAAGUGUUAAGUGGAAAAGUUGCCGGCUUAAAAAAUGUAGACACAUUCAAAUUAUACCAAAUGGGUUUAUUGACUAUGGGUGUGGCUACAACUCUAAUUCCUGUCUCACAUUCUUACGUUGGACUUGUAAUAUAUGCUGUUGUGUUUGGGAUAAGCGAGUCGUGCUUCAUUGUUAUGAUUCCAAUAUUAACAAAGGAGAUAGUCGGUGUAAGGCGUUUACCAUUAGCACUUGGAUGUGUGUUUAUGAUCAUGGGCGUUCCUACUGUUGUGGGCGCUCCUAUAGCUGGUUGGAUCUACGAUGCAUUUGGAGAUUAUUCAUACGCGUUCUAUGUAGCGGGCAGCAUGAAUACUUUGGGAGUUCUCAUCAUGUUCUUUGUUGUUCUUUUCCGCGAGAAAAAUGAAAUUACAGCCAUUGAAAAAACUAUUAUAAAGGAAGAUACAAAACCACGACCAACGUCACAAGUAAUAGAAUUUACCUGUUACGCAUCCAGUGACAGGAUAUUUUAUUCUCAAAUGGAUCUAUUGGAUGUUGACAAUACGAUAAAGCAUAACAACACGAGGUUUAGGGCUAGUAAUACUAGUAUAAAUCAAAAUGGACGAAUACCCAACGUAUACGGUUCUACGUUGUCGCCACAAAGUGCAAUUAGCAGACCAGAGUCCCCGUCCAUUAUUGCUCAAAAACACAAUUCUGGUGAAAGCAAUAGAAAAGAGCAAAGUCCGCUUAAACUUUUGGCGCAACUUUUGCAUAACAACAGAAGAAAAUCACAAUAUUCAACUGAUGAACUCAGCUCAUUGAGUUCUACAGAUAGCAAUUUCUACUUCGUUGACUCUGUUGUGACGUCACUAUAGAAAUAAUAAAUUUUAAUAAAAUAUUGUUCAUAUUUAUUUGUAUAUAAAAUCCGCAUGUAUAUAUUAUUUUUCUAGUUUUAUUUCUUUACUUUUUACUUUUUUCAAUACACAUUUAUUUUUUACAUAAAAAAACGGUUGAUAAGGAUUUAGGCCUCAAAUUUAACCAUGGUAACUUGGUUGGUACCUUUAAAACUGCACUAUAUAGUUUGCUUCAGUGAAAAUCUUGUGUAUGUUGAAUUUAAUGCUAAUGAACGCGAUCCAAUGAUAGAACUGUUUUACUAAAGUAUUAUGCAAACAUCUAGGCAAAUUGAGGCCCUUUUCCUUAGCAACUUCAGGUCAGACAAAAAUAGUAUUGCUCGUAUAUAAAAAUUAAUAUCAUGUCACAAAUCUGUUUUAUUUAAUAACAAGCAAACAAUUUAUUAAAGAUAUCAUAGAUACACAUACGAAAGUUAUACGUGAAGCUGUUGUUAAUUUGAUUUUAAAUUGUACAAUUAGCAUUAGCAGUCGCAAAUUCAGGAACGAAAUUUAACAAAUUAAGCAUGCAAUAGCUGAUAAAACUUAAUUUGCUUGAGGUAUUUAUUACAAUUUGAUUACUGGUUAAUCACAAACGUUUUCGAAAUUAAUAAGAUAUGAACUAUUUUGAUCUCGACGUCAGUAGAAAAUGAAUUUGAUGACACAAGACCUUCUUGAUUUUUAACGUUUUUAAAGAGAAAGACUUCACGGCGUGUAACAUUUUUUUAUUACUCUGUAGAAUUUAAAAAAGUCAAGCCGAUUUGCAUAUUUAAUAUUGUGUUUUGGAAAACACUAAUUAAACCAGGGAAACUUUUUUAUAGUCUGUGAUUGGAGAAACAUCUGAUAACGGCAACACGUUUUUUCCUGGAUUCCGUUUUUUGUAUCCAUCUUUUACAAUUAUACUUAUGUGGUAGGUUACCUGCAUAACCAGCCAAGAAUAUGUAUUUAUUUUUCUUAUACAAGAAAAAAUUAUUCCGGAUUUUAAUUAUUAAGCUUUGCUAUCGAUUUUUAUUUAUUAUAUUUUUUGUUGUUAAUGUAUAUAUUCAAUUUUGUAAAUAUUUGUCAAUACGAAUUUUAGUUAAGAUUUUUUUUAUAUUUAAUAACAAAUAUAUAACAUGACUUCGUU